Messenger RNA from Synchytrium microbalum, 210 nucleotides. RefSeq lists its product as uncharacterized. The record is from RefSeq and is a predicted model, not a curated record. Bases 1 to 210 code for a protein of 69 amino acids. The transcript is spliced from 3 exons. NCBI's taxonomy places the organism in Eukaryota, Fungi, Chytridiomycota, Chytridiomycetes, Synchytriales, Synchytriaceae.
AUGUGGCGUAGAACUGACAAGGACUCAAAGAUUCUAUGGCUUUGGCAUAUGUUUUAUUGCUGGGUUUGCUAUUUCUUUCUUCUCGACGUUCUUGCUGUUGUCAGGAAGGUUCGCCGCUUUCGCAGUGCUAUACUCCUUGGGGAAUAUUCUAGCUUUGCUGUCAACAGGCUUCCUUGUGGGCUUCAGGCGCCAAUUGAAGAUGAUGUUUGA